Bubalus bubalis (water buffalo) is the source of this 720-nucleotide messenger RNA. It is a transcript of the gene SPINK13, whose product is annotated as serine peptidase inhibitor Kazal type 13. The coding region runs from base 238 to 522 and encodes 94 amino acids. The transcript has 5 exons. The record is from RefSeq and is a predicted model, not a curated record. Gene Ontology annotation, molecular function: protein binding. NCBI's taxonomy places the organism in Eukaryota, Metazoa, Chordata, Mammalia, Artiodactyla, Bovidae.
ACAUCCUUGUGUGUCCCUGCCUGCUGGAGCAUGAAACAUCAGAGGAGGUGGUUCUUGCCAAACAAUUGGUCGCUCAACUGAGCAGGGAGCCAGCCUCUUCUGCUCAACAUGCCCCUGGCCAUAGACUCACGGAACAGUAACUUUGCUCAAGGCUAGCUGUAACCUCAGGGUAACUACAGUAGACUUUUGCAGCAAGCCCAUUCAGGCCUCUCCAAGGAGGGCAUUAGAUGAGAUCAAAUGACUGCCUUUCCCUGUAUGACCAUAUUUUUCCUGGAAUCCUCUACUUUGGCACAUAUUGUUUUUUCAGAAUUCUUCAAACAACAUGAUUACUCUGAAUGGCCUGCGCCCCCGUGUAAAAUAUAUUACCCACUGGAUCCUCUUUAUGAUGCAGACUGUCCUGAAGUGACAGCAUACGUUUGUGGGACAAAUGGCCUCACUUACAAGAAUGAGUGUUUCCUUUGUGUUGAUCAGUGGGAAUUUGGUCCUCAUAUUAAAUUUGAAAAGUAUGGAAAAUGUGAUUAAUGGAUAACCGAGUGUUAUACUUGCUUAUUCUUUUCAUGACUUCUGAAAAUUAUUUCUUUUGAAAUUUGAAGAUGUAUAUUAAAUAAUUAACACAACUAUAUGCUUCAUCCAAAUUUGGAACAAAAUUGGAAACAAAAGAAAACUAAUGGAGAACUGAGUAUCACAUUUAUUACAAAUAAACACAAUACUGAAAAGGGA